Messenger RNA from Lingula anatina, 17815 nucleotides. Its product is annotated as prolow-density lipoprotein receptor-related protein 1. The record is from RefSeq and is a predicted model, not a curated record. NCBI's taxonomy places the organism in Eukaryota, Metazoa, Brachiopoda, Lingulata, Lingulida, Lingulidae. Gene Ontology annotation, cellular component: signaling receptor complex; plasma membrane. Gene Ontology annotation, molecular function: low-density lipoprotein particle receptor activity; protein binding; calcium ion binding.
ACAGCCACGACUCGUUCAUUGAGGAUUGGCUCACUCGCUUACUGCGCCAUAUUCGAUGCGAAAUCUCAGCUGCAAUCUGAAUGAAGUCUUGACUUUUGGCCGCAUGGUGGAAGUCAGUUAAAGAACGUUUGGGGCAGAGGAUUCUCAUGCCGCCAUGAGGCUGGAAGUAAUCGUGAUCAUAACAGUAGCUAUAGCUAUCUUAUCCAAGGAGACAGCCUCCUCUGGGUCAGCAAGUUGUGCCCCCGACUCCUUUAACUGUGAGAAAAAUUUUGGGGCAGGGCAUCACUGUAUCCCCCAUGGAUGGGUUUGUGAUGGAGACUUUGACUGUCCAGAUGGAAGAGAUGAGAGGAAUUGCUCUAUGCCACCUACUUGUCCUGCUAACAAAUUUACAUGUAAGGACAAGCUGUGUAUUCCAAAUGGUUGGAAGUGUGAUGGUGAGAGAGACUGUGGAGAUGGCUCAGAUGAAUCAAUAGAAACAUGUCAAACCCACAAACGUGUGUCACCGGGUUAUGCUGGCUCUGGCAUCAUAGAGCUUGCAGAGACAUGUUUGCAGCAUUUAAACUUAUACCAAUGUCCAGGCACAAGUAGAUGUAUAAAUGCCACACAGCUGUGUGAUGGCAUUGCUGAUUGUGAAGAUGCAAUAGAUGAGGGUCCACAUUGUUCUUCCAGAAAAUGCCUCUCAACCUGUAGGCAACCUAAUAUGCUGUGCAAAGAGGCUCACAAGGGCAGUCCGCAAGAGGAAGGGGUCUUCUGUUUUUGCAGGGAAGGGUACUACCUACAGAAUGGAACCUGCGUUGAUUUGAAUGAAUGUCAGUUUGACUUUUACUGUGAUCAGAUCUGUAAGAACACAGAGGGUAACUAUACGUGUGAUUGUGCCAGAGGCUACAGGUUGGAAGGAAGGGGGACUUGCAGGGUUACCAAUAGGGAGCGUGAACCCACCCUUUUGUUCAGUACACAUUAUGGGAUAGAACAGACCUGGACAAAUGGCUCUCAAAGGAUGCUGAGGAAUGUCCCCUACCUAAUCAAUGCAUCUAAAGUUGUAUCUCUGGAUCUGGACCUGAGGAACCAGACUGUUUGUUGGGUCAGGGCUGAUGUGUUGAGUAAUUUAUUUAAUCUCAGGUGUGCCAAAUUAAACCAAGAUCCCUCUGUCACAUGGGAUAUACCCAUGCAGUAUUCCUUGAGUAAUGUGAAACAAGUAGCCAAGGACUCAAUCUCUGGCAAUUGGUACUUUAGUGAUGACAAACGUGCAAUGGUGUUUGUAUGCAAUGCUACUGGAGAGGCAUGUCGAACUAUCAUCAACACUGAAGUGAAGCGACCCAAGGCACUUGCAAUAGACCCCGCCAAAGGGUAUAUUUUUCUUGGAGAAUGGGGAGAGAGGCCAUCCAUUAUAAGAUAUGACAUGACAGGGGAGAAUAGUAAAAUAAUUGUUGACAAGAAAAUAGUCCGUCCACAAGCCAUUGCCAUUGACCACAACCGCCAACAUGUCUUCUGGUGUGACUCCUACCUGAAUGUCAUAGAAAGAAUUGACUAUUCUGGAACUCCUGCCUCUAGGAGGCUUAUUAUUUAUGGGAACAAUGUUGAACAUAUAUUUGGUUUAACAGUAUUUGAAAAUACAAUCUACACUACAAGUCAUCACAACAGGAGCGUCCUGGCAUUUAACAGAGUGAUAAAACUAUGGGAUACAGACAAUAAACCCAAGACAGUUGUGGGUAAUCUUACCAAACCAGGCGUCAUCCGUGUGUAUCAUGAACUCAGCCAACCUGAAGACCCUGGCCAUGACUGCUCAUCCUCUAAUGGUGGUUGCCAACACUUGUGUAUUGUCAAGGGAACAGGGAAGAAACAAUGCAUGUGUAAAGAAGGAUAUCAGUUGCAGCCAGAUGGAAUGAGAUGCAUAUUGAAUAUCUCAUAUCCUUUCAUUCUGUACGCAAAUGGUCAGCAAGGAUUUGUAAAGGGAAUAGAAAUGAAUAGGGGAGGGACAUCCCAGCAGGUCAUUCCCCCAAUUCACAAUCUACACAGACCUAUGUAUGUGGACUUUCAUGCUGCAUCCAAGAAGAUCUACUUCUCUGACCCUAUUGCAUUUAGGAUAGGAAGGCGUGAUGUUGGGAAAACAACUCUUGACUCUUGGUCUGUGAGCAAUAUCAACAAAGUCCAGGGAAUAGCUGUAGAUUGGACAGGAAACAAUAUCUUCUGGGGAGAUGAUGGAAGGAAGGCUAUCAUGGUGGCAAAAAUAGAGAAACCAGAAAUCAACAAGACUUUGGUCUCUGGCAACAUGUCAGCCCUGAGAGAUGUUGUGGUAGAUCCAGUAGAAGGAUUUAUGUUUUGGUCAGAUCUUGUCCAGAACCCCCAGGAUGGAAAAAGGGCCAAGAUAGAGCGUGCCAACAUGGAUGGCAGUGGACGGAAAGUUCUGGUGUCUGACUACAUUCAGUGGUCUAACUCCUUAUUUCUGGAUCGUGUGCAGAAGAAAGUAUACUGGAUAGAUGCUCACUAUGACCGCAUAGAGCGUAUGGAUUAUAAUGGGAACAACAGAGAGUUGAUGGUUGGAGGUCAUAAAGGGAUGAAAUAUCCAUAUGGUCUUGUAGUUCACCAGGAUGAUAUUUACUGGACAGAGUUAUCCACUGGCCAGAUCAAACGAUAUAACAGUGUGGCCAAUGAGACCACUGUGGUGGCUAAUGAUGGGGCGCCAGUAUUUGGAAUGUCUUUGUAUGAUGCCUCCACACAAAAUAGCAGUACGGCUUGCAGUAAUAACAAUGGCGGCUGCUCUCAGUUAUGCCUUGCUGUAAAUGGAGCAGCUCCAACAUGUGCUUGCCAGGAUGGGUUCCAGUUAGCAGCUGAUAAAUCAAAUUGCACAGGCAGUACGGCUUGCAGUAAUAACAAUGGCGGCUGCUCUCAGUUAUGCCUUGCUGUAAAUGGAGCAGCUCCAACAUGUGCUUGCCAGGAUGGGUUCCAGUUAGCAGCUGAUAAAUCAAAUUGCACAGAAAUCCCAGGGUACACCCCUCCCCCACUGUGUAAAGAAGAUCAGUUUCAGUGUCAUAAUGGCCGCUGUAUUCCCAAACAGUGGACGUGUGAUGGUGAAGAUGACUGUGGCGAUGGCUCUGAUGAGAUACGAGAUGCAGGAGGUGUAUGUGCCCAUCAUACAUGUAAAAAGGAAGAAUACCAGUGCUCAGACAACCGUUGCAUAUUCCAGCGGUGGAUGUGUGACGGGGAGGAAGACUGUACGACUGGAGAGGAUGAGAAUAUCGCCAUCUGUCAAAACAUAACAUGUGAGGGAGAUCAUAUGAAAUGUAAUAAAACUGAGCGCUGUAUUCCUCUAACAUGGAGGUGUGACCAUGACAACGACUGCGGAGACAAUUCUGAUGAACCUCCAGAAUGUGCUGAUGAGUACCCAUCUUGUGGGUUGGAGCAGUUCACAUGUGCUAACAAACGCUGCAUCUCCAUGUUGUUUAAGUGUGACAGAGAGAAUGACUGCUCAGAUAAUUCUGAUGAGUGGGACUGUGUUUACCAAUGUGCCAACAACACAGAGUUCCAGUGUAAAAAUGGCAACUGUGUUAACAUGGAGUAUAAGUGUGACAGAGAUGACAACUGCGGAGAUGGCUCAGAUGAAGAAAACUGUCCAACUAUGUCUUCUGGCGUUUGUAACCAUGAAGAUGAGUGGCUAUGUGGUAAUGGCGACUGCAUACCUCGCCACUGGAGAUGUGAUGGGGACGAUGACUGUGGAGAUGGAUCUGAUGAAGAAAACGACUGCAGCAGCAACCAGACCUGUGAUCCACAUUUCAUGAUGUGCCAGAAGGAGCGGAAGUGUAUUCCUCUGGACUGGAAGUGUGAUGGUGAGAGGGACUGUGAGGACAAUUCUGAUGAAAUGAAUUGCACAGUUAAUGUAGUCCGCUGUCCCUAUCCCAGUAGACACUGUAAAGAUAACAGCACUGUCUGUAUCAAGCACACACAACUAUGUGAUGGCAAUGCUGACUGUGCUGAUGAAUCAGAUGAACACUCUUUGUGUGAUGUGGACACAUGUGAAAACAGUCCCUGUUCCCAUGUCUGUUCAAGAGCUCCAGAUGGGUUUGUCUGCUCCUGCCCAGCAAGUAUGAAGAUUAUGCAAAAUAAUGUUACCUGCACAGAUGCAUUUCCCUGUGAGCGUUGGGGUGCCUGCAGUCAAAACUGCACCAAUACCAAAGAUGGAUUCAAGUGCUCUUGUUUUAAAGGCUAUACCUUGGACAGGGAUGGAUGGACUUGUAAACCAUCUGAUAACAAAACUAUGUACAUUAUCUUCUCAAAUCGCCAUGAGAUCAGACGUUUGGACUUGGAUGGACAGAGCUAUGUGUCUCUGGCAUCAGGACUAAGAAACACAAUUGCACUUGACUAUUACUACAAGAACAGCACCAUAUUCUGGACUGAUGUGGUGGAUGAUAAGAUAUAUAAAGGAGUCAUGGUAACCAAUUCUAUUACCCAGAUCGAAGAGAUCGUGAGUGUUGGACUUGCCACAGCAGAGGGCCUGGCUGUAGAUUGGAUUGGUGAAAAUAUAUACUGGGUGGAGAGCAAUCUAGACCAGAUAGAAGUGGCCACCUUGGAGGGAAAGCACAGAUCCACCCUAGUAGCAGGAAAAAUGGAAAGUCCAAGAGCCAUUGCUUUGGAUCCAAGUGUUGGCAUGUUGUUCUGGACUGACUGGGACAACAGCCAGCCUCGUAUAGAGAGCUGUUCUAUGAGUGGGGAGGGCCGGAGAAUUGUGGUCAAUGUAACCAUGGUAUACAGAGGCGCAGGAUGGCCAAAUGGACUGACCCUGGACUAUGACUUGAAGAGGGUGUACUGGAUCGAUGCAAGGUCAGAUUCUAUCAACACUGUGAAGUAUGAUGGUAGUGACUUGAGGGAGGUGCUAAGAGGACAUGACUUUUUAUCUCAUCCAUUUGCUGUCUCCAUUUUUGCCUCCAAAGUUUACUGGACAGACUGGAGAACCAAUGCACUUGUGGAGGCCAACAAAUUUAAUGGCAGCAGUGUCCACGUGAUACAAAGGACUAUCACUCAGCCCUUUGACCUCCACGUUUAUCAUCCUAAGAGACAACCCCAGUUCAAGAAUCCAUGUAGUGACAAUAAUGGCGGUUGUUCACAUCUUUGCCUGUUGAGUUUUAAUGGAACUGUUGGCUGUCUCUGUCCUCAUCUUUACUACUUACAGCCAGACAAGAAGACAUGUAAACCCAAUGGUACAUUCCUACUUUAUGCCCGUCCCAACGAGAUCCGUGGCGUGUAUUUGAACAACCCCGACUAUAACACCAUUCCUGCCUUCACUGUCCCACAUAUCGAGAAGCCAACUGUAGUGGACUUUGACCCUUUAAUGGGCAAGCUGUAUUGGGUUGAAAGUUCUCUGCACCUCAUUAACCGUGCCAACAUAAAUGGGACAGGCAUUGAGACCAUCAUUGAUACAGAUUUGAGAAAUCCUAAUGGUUUUGCUAUAGACUAUGUGUCUGGUAACAUGUUUUUUGGGUCGUACAGUAGCGGCAAUGGAGUUAUAUGGGUGUGCCAGCUUGAUGGGGCAUAUAGACGCAAGCUGAUAGAUAAAAGAAAACAGAUCAAAUCUCUUGCUAUUCAUCCAUAUCAAGGGCAAAUAUUCUGGGCAGAAAGCAUGACCUCGCCUAACUCUCAUGCCAUUUAUGUUGCCAAAAUGGAUGGCAGUGAUGUGCGCCAACUUCUUCCUAAUAACAAGACCAACAUCAAUAUCUCCAAACCUGAAAGUCUAUCUGUGGACCUUGACAACGGGAAGCUUUACUUUAUUAACAAGGGUGUCACACCACCACAGAUAAUUUGGUGUAACUUGGAUGGUUCAGGCUCACAAGUUCUGUCAGAUAAUGCUACCUUGAGUCAAAUUCAAACCUUGAGCAUCCACCACGGUCAGUUGUAUAUUGCCACUAGCUCAUCCAUAGCUGUAAUACACAGGAAUGGAACUCAUGCCAGUGUGGAAACCAUGAGAGAAAAUACUCACAGUGUGACUUCUAUUAAAAUCUAUGAAGAGCAGAAUAAGACAGGCUUCCGUAAGAAUGCAUGCAGUAAGAACAGCAGUGGUUGCGACCAGUUGUGUGUACCUGUCAACAACAACGUGACUGCUGUGUGUUUCUGCACAGCAGGCUUCAAGCUGGGGACGGAUGGCAAGAAAUGCAUUGGUAUCCGAUCAUUCCUGUUGUUUUCCUUGGAGACAGAAAUCCAUGGUAUCUCUCUCGACUUAGUCCCUGCCCCUCAGCAGGCAGCAAUACCACCCAUAUCUAGGGUGGCAGUUGUGGAUGCUGUGGAUUUUUAUGCAGCAAAGAACUACGUGCUUUGGGUGGACAGCAAUUCCAAGACCAUCUCCAGGAUCCGACGCGACCUGACGGGCCGACAGACGCUAGUUUCUGAUGGAAUCAGCUCAGUGGAGGGAUUAGCUGUAGACUGGAUAGCAGAAAACCUGUACUGGACUGACAGUGUACUGGACGUCAUUCACGUGUCCAGACUGAAUGGCUCCUUCAGACGUGUUUUGAUAGCCUCGGAGUUGGACAGGCCUAAAGCCAUUGUGGUUCAUCCAGUUCUUGGGUAUAUGUUUUGGACCGACUGGGGUACCAGGCCAAGAAUUGAGCGAGCAAGGUUGGAUGGCUCAGAGAGAAGAACAAUUAUGAAUCUCACAGAUUUUAUUAAGGAGCCAUAUGGUUUGACCAUAGAUUACGAUGCAGGGAAGUUAUACUGGUGUGACAAAGCCCUUGACGUGAUCUGUAGCAGCAACCUGGAUGGUAGUGAAGCCAAGUACAUUAUCAGGGAAAAUCUUACAGAUCCAACCUCCAUCACCGUGUUUGGGGAUUAUAUCUACUGGACUGAUAAUCCACCUAGCUCCCCCUAUGGAGCAAUAAUGAGAGCUCACAAAAAUGGGUCAGCUCCAAUUAUCAUGUGGAGAAACACAGAUCCCAGGCCUGCUAAACCUACUGAUGUGAAAAUAUAUGACCAAGGAAGACAAACAGGUAACAACACCUGCAGUGUUAAUAAUGGUGGUUGUAAGGAACUGUGUCUGUACAUUGGGAACAACAACAGGACCUGUCACUGUUCACAUGGAAAAGUUACACAGAAUGGAGAGUGUGAAGAAUAUGAAGCCUUCUUGCUGUAUUCCCAAGUGAACAGUAUCCAGUCACUGCAUCUCACAGAGAAAAGCACAAACACACCCAUUCCAGCCAUUGAGAAUGAGCACUCCAUGAAGAAUGUGAUAGGCCUGUCAUUUGACCCCAAAACAAAGACUAUUUUCUUCAGUGACAUUCAGAGUGGAAAUAUUCAAAGUGUUUCUUACAGUGGAUCAGAUUUUAGCGUGAAAGUAGAGAAUGUUGGCUCGGCAGAAGGCCUAGCCUACGACCCUGUGUUCCAGGAACUUUACUGGACCAGUUACACAGACUCCACCAUUAACAGGAUCAGUGUCAGUCCUCUCCGCAUCAGUGCCACCAGGGAGACUGUGGUGAAACUGGGUGUGGAGGACCACCCCAGGGCUCUGGCCAUUGACAGCUGUGACUCGAGAAUGUAUUGGACCAACUGGAAUGAGCGUUCCCCCAGCAUUCAGAGAGCCUAUCUGAUGGGAUAUGACAAGGAGUCCAUCAUUACAACUGACAUCAAGACUCCCAAUGGUCUGGCCAUUGAUCACGGAGCACAAAAACUGUUCUGGUCUGAUGCCAGGCUGGAUAAGAUAGAGAGAUGUAACAUGGAUGGCACUGAGUGUCGGGUUGUCAUAAGCAGUAACCACCACCUCCAGUAUAGCUUUAGUUUGGCAGUGUAUGGGGACUACCUGUACUGGACAGACUGGAUUCUGCGUGCAGUAAUGAGGGCACAGAAGUACGAUGGUUCAGAGCUGACUCCUCUGAAAACCAGCAUCCCUCGUCAGCCCAUGGGUUUAGUUGCCGUAGCCAAUGAUACUAAUGACUGCCAUGCCAACCCUUGUAGAAUGAACAACGGACACUGCCAGCACAUCUGCAAUCCUGAUAUGUAUGCUGUGGUUCAUUGUUCCUGUUUCCCUGGUUAUGAGUUACAGCCAGAUAACAUCACCUGCACUUCUGUGUCCAAGCAGGUGUGUGCGGAAGACAUGUUUGACUGCUCUGAAGGUGUUUGUAUUCCAUUUGAACUCACCUGUGAUGGCAUCAUUAACUGCCCAUUGGGUCAAGAUGAGAACACAACCUAUUGCAGGUAUCGAAAAUGUCCAGCUGGUUUCUUUGGUUGUUUAAACCACCGGUGUGUCAAAAAUGAAACCCAGUGUGAUGGCAAAGAUGACUGUGGAGACAACUCUGAUGAACUUCUGUGUCGUUGCAAGUUGACAGAGUUCCGCUGUGCCAGUGACGACAAGUGUAUCAGUAGCAGUAAGAAGUGCAACUUAAAGAAAGACUGUGAAGACGCUUCUGAUGAAAAGGGCUGUCCCCCUGUUGGAUGUUCAAACUUUACCAUAGACAGUAUAGGUCGCCAGCCACCAGGUCUGAUACCAUGUAAUACAACCACAGCCUGUAUCCUCCCUAGCUGGAAGUGUGAUGGAUAUAAUGACUGCUGGGACAACAGUGAUGAACUGAACUGUCCACCUAUCAGAAAUAAAUGCUCCAACAACAGCUCAGAUUUCCAGUGUUCAAACAGUGGACAUUGCAUCCCUAGCAACUGGAAAUGUGACAGGGAGGACGACUGUGGAGAUAUGUCAGAUGAGAAGAGAUGUAACUACUCAUGUGCAUCCAGUCAGUUUCAGUGCCAUGAUGGGUUCUCCUGUAUCCCUUCAGUCUGGGAGUGUGAUGGUAAUGCUGACUGCCCAGAUGGAUCAGACGAGGCCCAGAACUGCACAAACAGGACCUGUAAAUCAGAUGAAUUUCACUGUCCCAACACUGGCCGCUGUAUUCCUAGAGCAUGGAUGUGCGAUGGUGACCAAGAUUGUGAGGAUGGAUCAGAUGAACACUCAGCAAAUAAUUGCACUGUCGUACUGUGUGAUGUCAAUGAGUUCCAGUGUCAAAAUGAUCGCUGUAUAAAGCAAUCUUUCUACUGUGAUGGUGAUGACGACUGUGGAGACAAUUCAGAUGAGAAUUGUGUCCACCACAACUGCUCAGAAACAGAAUGGCAGUGCAAAAAUAGCAAACAGUGUAUUCCUAAAGAAUAUAAGUGUAACAAGUACUUUGACUGUGGUGACCAAUCAGACGAGGACCCGCGGAUGUGUUCCAAGACGCCCCCUUGUGGAGGAAAUGAUAUGUACAUGUGUGACAACAGUGUGUGCAUCAACAAAACACUGUUGUGCAAUGGGAAGAAUGACUGUGGAGAUUUCUCUGAUGAAUUACCAUGUGGGCUAAAGUGUGUGGAUGGUAGUAACCAGUGCGCUCAGGUUUGUCGCAACAUGACCAUUGCCUAUGAGUGUGAUUGCUACCCAGGAUAUAGACUAGCAAAUGACAAACGGACUUGCAAAGAUAUUGAUGAGUGUAAAACCUCCUAUCCAUGCAGUCACUACUGUAAGAACACUGUGGGCAGCUAUUCCUGCUCCUGUGCCAAGGGAUACACUUUACAGGGAGGCAGAACUUGUCGCCAUAAUGACAAGAUCCAUCAUGCAGUUUUGUUAGUGGCAAACCAUUACUAUAUCCGCCUUGUUUACCCCAACCUGACAAGAACACGUCUGGCAUCCAAUCUGAAGAAUGCUGUUGCUAUUGACUUUGACUGGAAAGAGCAGAUGGUGUACUGGUCUGAUGUCACUGUAAGUGGAAGCAACAUUUCCAAGAUGAGCCUCAAUGGGACGAAUGUGACACAGACCCUUCACAAAUCCACCCUGAAAAACCCAGAUGGAAUAGCGGUAGACUGGGUGGGUCGCAACCUCUACUGGUGUGACAAGACCACAGACACUAUAGAAGUUUCCAAGCUCAAUGGCAUGUACAGGAAGAUACUUAUGAACAAUGGUCUACAGGAGCCUAGGGCUAUCGAGGUGUUCCCUGCCAAGGGGUACCUGUUUUACACUGACUGGGGAGAGGAUGCCCACAUUGGAAGGAUGGGAAUGGAUGGAUCACAAAAAAUUAAAAUUGUGACCACAAAUCUCAGCUGGCCUAAUGCAAUGACAAUUGAUUAUAUAACGGAGACCAUAUUCUGGGCGGAUGCUAGGUUGGAUUAUAUUGCAAUGGCGGAUUUGGAUGGGAAGAAUAUCCGACUUAUUAUUAAUGGAGAGUUACCGCACAUCUUUGCAUUGACGACAUUUGAGGAUUUGAUCUAUUGGACGGACUGGGAGAAAAUGUCUGUGUAUAGUGCCAACAAGUUCUCUGGAGCUAACAUGACUAAUGUGACAAGUUUUGUUCACAGACCCAUGGACAUUCAUAUUCUGCAUCCACUUCGACAGAUUCAUCCUCCAGACUCCGAGAACCCCUGCUACAAAAAUGGUGGCUGCCUAAAUCUCUGCCUGAUAAAGCCUGGUGGUAAAGACAGGACUUGUGCCUGUCCAGAGAACCAUUACCUGGCCUCAGAUAAGAAAACAUGCCUUUCAAACUGUACUAGCUCCCAGUUUACCUGUACAAAUACCUUUAAAUGUAUUCCAUUUUGGUGGAAGUGCGAUAAACAAGAUGACUGUGGAGAUGGGUCAGAUGAACCAGAGGACUGUCCUGAAUACCAUUGUCGCCAGCCUGGUUUGUUCCAAUGCCAUGAUGCUGUUCAUCAGGAGUGUAUAUCUCCUAUGCAGAUUUGUGAUGGAGUGAAGCAGUGUGCAGAUGGCUCUGAUGAAUAUAACUGUGCUGCUUACACGUGUAUGAAGAAUCAGUUUAAGUGUUUGGCAGGGGAGCACUCUCGAUGCAUUCCCAUGAUGCAGCGGUGUGAUGGCAACAAUGACUGCUACGAUGGAGUGGAUGAAAAAGAUUGUCCAAGCCUUACCUGUCGCUCCAACCAAUUCCAGUGUAACAAUGGCAAAUGCAUUCCGUACGUUUGGCGCUGUGACACAGACUAUGACUGCGCUGAUCGUAGUGACGAGCCUGAUAACUGUACCAGUCUAAAGUGUCCUGCUGACUAUAUUAAAUGUAAUUCAACUGGAAGGUGUAUUCCCAGCACUUGGAAAUGUGAUGGAGAUCAUGACUGUGGGAAGAAUGAUACAAGUGAUGAACCUCCUGAUGAAUGUACCAAAGCAUCCUGUGAGCCAACGUACUUCCGUUGUUCAAACAACCGUUGUAUUCCUGGUAGAUGGCGCUGUGAUCAUGACUUUGACUGUGAUGACCAUUCUGAUGAGAAGAAUUGCACAUAUGGAGAGUGCUCAGAGAGUCAGUGGCGUUGUGAUAAUGGUCAGUGUAUCCGGAACUCCAGCAGAUGUGACCAAAUCACCGACUGCACAGAUGGAUCCGAUGAAAAAUGUGGAGCUGAGAAUUGCAAAGAUACUGACUUUCACUGCAGCAAUGGCCCGUGUAUCCCACUCCAGUGGAAAUGUGACAACACCACUGACUGCUCUGAUGGAUCUGAUGAAAUCAAUUGCCCCCAUGCUUGUAAGACAGGAGAGUUUAAGUGUGGGAACACCACGGAGUGCAUUCCGCAGUCCUAUGUGUGUGAUGGUGACAUAGACUGUAGGGACAGCUCAGAUGAAGAGAUUGCUAUGUGCAAAGACCACAGAUGUUUGGAUGGCCGCAUCAGAUGUAACAAUACAAAGUGUAUUAGAGCAUCACUGAAGUGUAAUGGGCGAAAUGAUUGUGGGGACAAUUCUGAUGAGUCAAACUCUGCUUACACGUGUAUGAAGAAUCAGUUUAAGUGUUUGGCAGGGGAGCACUCUCGAUGCAUUCCCAUGAUGCAGCGGUGUGAUGGCAACAAUGACUGCUAUGAUGGAGUGGAUGAAAAAGAUUGUCCAAGCCUUACCUGUCGCUCCAACCAAUUCCAGUGUAACAAUGGCAAAUGCAUUCCGUACGUUUGGCGCUGUGACACAGACUAUGACUGCGCUGAUCGUAGUGACGAGCCUGAUAACUGUACCAGUCUAAAGUGUCCUGCUGACUAUAUUAAAUGUAAUUCAACUGGAAGGUGUAUUCCCAGCACUUGGAAAUGUGAUGGAGAUCAUGACUGUGGGAAGAAUGAUACAAGUGAUGAACCUCCCGAUGAAUGUACCAAAGCAUCCUGUGAGCCAACAUACUUCCGUUGUUCAAACAACCGCUGUAUUCCUGGUAGAUGGCGCUGUGAUCAUGACUUUGAUUGUGAUGACCAUUCUGAUGAGAAGAAUUGCACAUAUGGAGAGUGCUCAGAGAGUCAGUGGCGUUGUGAUAAUGGUCAGUGUAUCCGGAACUCCAGCAGAUGUGACCAAAUCACCGACUGCACAGAUGGAUCGGAUGAAAAAUGUGGAGCUGAGAAUUGCAAAGAUACUGACUUUCACUGCAGCAAUGGCCCGUGUAUCCCACUCCAGUGGAAAUGUGACAACACCACUGACUGCUCUGAUGGAUCUGAUGAAAUCAAUUGCCCCCAUGCUUGUAAGACAGGAGAGUUUAAGUGUGGGAACACCACAGAGUGCAUUCCGCAGUCCUAUGUGUGUGAUGGUGACAUAGACUGUAGGGACAGCUCAGAUGAAGAGAUUGCUAUGUGCAAAGACCACAGAUGUUUGGAUGGCCGCAUCAGAUGUAACAAUACGAAGUGUAUUAGAGCAUCACUGAAGUGUAAUGGGCGAAAUGAUUGUGGGGACAAUUCUGAUGAGUCAAACUGUGACCAGUGUAGGAAUGAUGAGUUCGCAUGUGAAAAUUAUCCCAUGUGUAUCAGCAUGAGAAAAACCUGCGAUGGUUACAAUGACUGCCCAGAUGGGACUGAUGAAGCUUCCCAUCUAUGUAAUGGCAAUUGGACCUGCAAUGGAAACAGCAGUUGUGUAAAUGGUUAUUGCAGUUCUAAAAACAACAGGUGUACUUGCAGUGAUGGUUUUGAGUAUCACAAUGAAACAUUUUGUGUAGAUAAAAAUGAGUGUGAAUUGUGGGGAUUUUGUGACCAGCUGUGCACCAACCUUAUAGGGAACCAUAAAUGUGAAUGUGGGCCAGGCUAUAGAUUUGACCCUGAACUGGGCCACUGCAAGGCUGUUGAUAACCACUAUAUUUUGUUGGCCCUUGAGAAUGCUUUGCUUGCCAUGAACAGCACACUGGUUUACGGGGGCACUCUUGUAUCUGAGAGAUUUCAUCAGACCAGCAAUGCCAGUCGCAUAGAGGCCAUGGACGUGGAUGUAAAAUCAAACAGAGUUUAUUUUGUGACCAGUGAAAUAGUGAAUGGUGCUCCCACACACUUCAUCAGGAGUGCUCCCAUUCCUCGAACAAAUUCUGAAUCAUCAAACCCCAGGGGAAGGAGAGCCACAGUUUCCAAUGUGGGGGAAUUGAAAGUGAAGCUACCAGUUAUAUCUCAACCAAGAGGGCUUGCAGUGGACUGGGUCCAUGGUUUACUCUACUGGACUGAUGCUGCUGCUGGUCACAUACAGGUGGCCCACAUUGCUAACCUUACAGAGGCCAGGGUCACUAAUCUUUCCAAGAGGAAAACGAUCAUCGAUUCCAACCUGGAUCAGCCACACUCCAUUGUUGUGGACCCGACAUCUGGACGGAUCUUCUGGACUGACUGGGGUCUGAAUGCCAAGAUUGAAUCUGCUAACCUGGACGGAAGUGACCGGAAGGUCCUGGUCCAUGAGAAUGUCCUGUGGCCCACGGACCUGGUCAUAGAUUAUGACAACCGCAGACUGUACUGGACAGACCCUAAAGCUAGGACUAUAGAGACUAUCAAUCUCAAUGGUCGGGACAGGCAGAUAGUCAAACAGUUUGCUAAAAGUGAAGACCCACCUUAUUGGAUUGAUGUGUUUGAGAAGGAGCUUUACGUGACAUCAUACAAGAAUCGCUCCAUCAUAACAGUAGAUAAGUUUGGCACUGAUAAUUCCUCUUCUCUUCACUUUCGAGACCAGGGAUUAUAUAUGGGAGGCGUUUUUGUAGUCUACAACUACAAACAGAGAAUAAACACCCAAAAUGCCUGUGCCAAUGUAAAGUGUGGAAACAAUGCCUUGUGUCUCCCCGUCCAUGACAACCUUACUACAUGUGUCUGCCAAGAUGGCGCCUACAAGCCAAAAGACUCCAAGACGUGCCAGCGAAACCCCGACCAGGACAGUUGUGACAACUUCUGUCAAAAUGGAGGCACUUGUAGGAUAACCAUCAAUAAGCAGCCAAAGUGCCAGUGCCCUGCACGGUUUGAAGGCAGCCGUUGUCAAAACGAUAAAUGUGCUGCUUACUGUUACAAUGGUGGCACUUGCUCAUUGUAUAAUGCAACUACCAUUCAUUGCAAGUGUUCAGAGAAAUAUGAGGGUGAGCGCUGUGAGAAGUACAAGUGCACUGACUAUUGUUAUCCUCAGGGAUACUGUGUGGUACAAGAUGGAGGACUUCCUAAAUGUGUAUGCCAGACUGGCUAUGGUGGCCCAAGGUGCCAAGAUCAACAGGACCCCUGUACCAACCACUGCUAUAAUGAUGGGAAAUGCUUUGUAGACCCUUCAGGGAGGCCAUCUUGUGCUUGCAAAACACAGUUUACGGGUAUGAGAUGUGAAAAGUGUAUUAGUAAUCCUAAUCAAUGUGAACCCUCAAGUACCAAGGGUAACGAGAAAGGUUACUGCACCAUAGAGAACAGUCGGACAAAGUGCAAAUGUUUUGAUGGCUACCAAGGCGACCGUUGUCAGUAUACUCUAUGUCAUGACUACUGCAAGAAUAAUGCCUCCUGUCAAAUGAAAACAAGUCACACAGGAUCGUUCGCGGAUUGUACUUGUAACUCCCAUGCCAGAUAUACGGGAACACGGUGUGAAAAUGAUAGAUGUGAUACGUAUUGUAACGGACAAGGGGAGUGUUACACAGAUGACACCACUGUGAAACUCGCAUGUAGAUGUUAUCCUAGUUUCUCUGGGAAGAAAUGUGAACUUAAAGCAAACUGUACCAAUGACUACUGUUUAAAUGGAGGAACAUGUUUACCAGCUCCCUCUCCAGGAGAGCCUGUAUUUUGUCAUUGUGCUGAAGGAUAUAAGGGAAAACGUUGUGAGGAAGCCAAUUCCUGUGAAUAUUUCCUCUGCAAACAUGAUGGCAUUUGUAGAAUGGGAGAUGAUGGACCAGAGUGCAGUUGCUCCCCUGGUUGGAUGAAUAAACACUGUGAUCAGCCGUGGCCCAAGCAGUGUCGGAACCAUUGUUUCAAUGGGGGCACUUGUCUCACCUGUACUAAUGCUACAUGUAACAGUUGCAGGUGCCCAUCUGGCUGGGAUGGUGACAGGUGUGAAAAUAUGGUAGUGGGCAGUAAGUCCGGCACUGCCAUGAGUGCAGUGAAUGUUGUGGUUCCCUUGUGUAUUAUACUUCUGAUUGUGCUUGUAAUCAUAGUAGUGGUGGUGUUCUUGAAAAAGAGGAGGAGAAAUCAGUUCAAGCACCAUCGCAUGGAUGACACAGUUACUAACCCUAUCUAUGUGAGGGAAUAUGAUGAGGAUGAGGAUGGAGUCCAAAUGGAUGCUUUUGAUUUUGAAGAUAAGCCUACCAACUUUGCCAAUCCUAUGUACGAGACAUUAUACCAUAGCGAUGCAUCGUCCUCACAGCAGGACGAAAAACGAAAACUUUUAAAACAGGAAGACCCUGAUCAAGGAUGUCCUACAGGUUUAUCACAUGCCCUGGGCACCACUUGGAGAGUAAAAGAUGAGUGUAGACAGGGGUGCCCAUCUGGCUGGGAUGGUGACAGGUGUGAAAAUAUGGUAGUGGGCAGUAAGUCCAGCAGUGCCAUGAGUGCAGUGAAUAUUGUGGUUCCCUUGUGUAUUAUACUUCUGAUUGUGCUUGUAAUCAUAGUAGUGGUGGUGUUCUUGAAAAAGAGGAGGAGAAAUCAGUUUAAGCACCAUCGCAUGGAUGACACAGUUACUAACCCUAUCUAUGUGAGGGAAUAUGAUGAGGAUGAGGAUGGAGUCCAAAUGGAUGCUUUUGAUUUUGAAGGAGAUAAGCCUACCAACUUUGCCAAUCCUAUGUACGAGACAUUAUACCAUAGCGAUGCAUCGUCCUCACAGCAGGACGAAAAACGAAAACUUUUAAAACAGGAAGACCCUGAUCAAGUUGAAUUCUUUGGAGAUGAUGACAGUUCUCCAUAUCUUACAGAUCACACAACAUUUGCCUGAAAGCAUCAAGUUCUGUGAAAAUGAUAUCUUAUACACAUAUAUGUAUAUAUAAAUUAAGUGUACAACACAGAUUGAUACAGAAGUCCAGACACUGAGAGCUGUUAGUACUUGUGAUCUUGGACUUGAGGAUAAUCAGGGGUCUGCUAGUGCAAUAUAGAAAGCUGUGCAGACAAGAGACAAUACUGAACCCUAUGCAAACAGUAUUCCUUUAAGUGAAUUUUUGAUAUUGACCACCAAUUAGUUAAAAAUGAACAAAAAAAUGCUGUUCAGGUAGACUUCAUGAAAGAAAACUACAAAGUUGACGCUGAUGGCAAUAAGUUCUUCUAUAGUAUUUUCCAUACUCUGCAGUUUAAACAAAGUUAGAUUUAGAAAGUGGUGUGAAAUGUCUCACAGUGAUUGUAUUUGCCCAUGAUCACUAUGCAGCCAAUGCCUGGUGUGGAACAUUCAUUAUUUGUUUGAGAAAUUUCGAACUUGAUUGAAAAAUAUAUCUUUUUUUUACGACUGCAUCCUCCAUCAGCAAACUGGACAGGUUUAAUGUUUUAACUUUUACCCAAAUCCUAACCAUAUGCAUUUUAUUUCUACUUUCUUUGCAUUAAAAACAUUUUAGAUUGCAUUUCAUGUUAUAAUGAAAGUGUGAGCAAUUGCUUUUAACUGGAUUUCUUGGGUGCAUUUAAAAAAUUUCAGGUAGUCUCAGUCUGUUGUGCACUUGUAUAUCCAAGAUUUUAUUUUUUUUUUUUGUUUUGAUCAUUUAUUAAAGGUUAACUUUUCAUCAAAUGAGACUACUUUCCUGUAGAGUUGUAAAUAUAAGGAAGAAAGUGACAGUACUAACUUUUAAAAUGAGUGUUUGAUCAGUGUGCACACUGCCUCUAAUGAAUAUGACAGCUGAGCUGUUUUAUAAUUAUGAAUUCCAUUCUCUGCAUUUUUUAUACAUAAAGAUUUGGGUCCAAUUAAACUUAAACAGUGAUAUGAUACAAGAGGCAGAAUUACUUGUGCUUUUAGUGCAAAGAUGUAGAGAGAAGGUAGACUUUGUAAAAAUGGCCAUUGAGAAUUUAUGCUAAGACGUGUUCCCAAAUGCUCUUCUGUGGUAUGUAUAUUGUUUAUAUUUGUAAAAUAGAGACAAAGGCGAUAGAUGCUAGUUUUGUACAUAAAGGAUUCACAUUGUACAGAUGUACAGAAUAUUAACUACGCGUCUCAUAUAAAAUCAUGUUGUAAUGAAACCAGAGUUUUGCACCUGGUAUUUUCAUGCAAUUUUUUAUACUGGAAAAAGUGCCUGUCCACGAUAGUUUAUAUAUAUAUUGGAUACAAGCUCUUUUAUUGAUAUUUUUUACGAGAAAAAGAUGUCUGUUGUGUUUGUCUUCUUUGUCUUGUUAGUUAUGCUACUGCCCACUCUUUGCAGAUAUUGCUUUUAACUAAGAUUACGUUGAAUUUCUAUGAAGAGUGAUUUUAUAUUAACAGGUGGUGCGGCAUGUGUACCAGCUUGUGAAGUGAGGCUUUUUUUCAGCCCAAUUUUUUUUACCAAAAACAAAUAUUGACAUGAGAGAUUUUUGUGACACAACAAACUAAUUAUUUUAACAAUUUAAUAAGCAUCUAUUAGGAAAUCCAAAAAUAUCUCGCUUUAUUAUAUAAUAGUAGCUAUUCCUGCUUUUUUAAAUUGGAAUGAAUGAAUGAAAAAAUGUCAAUAUUUAGGUGCUAUUUUAAACCUAGUUUUCCAACACAAUUCAAUAAAUUUUUAAAAGUAAA